AUGUUGGAAAAAGCAAGCUACAGAAGACUGUCAAGUGAUGUGGAUACUACAAGCUCUGUCCAUCCUGCAACAUCUGCAAGUUGGUUAUCAUUAUUAUCCUUUUGGUGGAUGGACGGCAUAUUCAGAAUGGGGAACAGGAGACCCUUGGCACACUCUGACAUACUGCCUCUUCACGAGGAAGACAAGACCAGAGAUCUGACAGAGAGCCUUCAGAAGGAAUGGAACAAACACGUAAACGAACUCAACAAGGACAACGAGUGUAAAAACCAACAACCCAGCCUCUGGAAGUGCAUCGUCAGGACCACGUCUUUAAGGAAGAUUUCCUUCCUGACAUGUUUUGUGCUCUUGGAGUCAGUAUGUCGUGUUUUACAGCCAUUCUUCCUCGGUUUGCUCCUUCAUUUGCUCCGUUCCUCUGAGAGAGACUACUCUUUAGCCUAUGGAUGCUGUUUCCUGCUAAUAUUAAGCGGCUUAUCUACCGCCUGUAUUCACUAUACUGGGUACCAGUUAGAACUUCUAGGAAUGCGACUCAGCAGUGCUAUUAAGGGUCUUAUAUACCUCAAGAUACCGUUGGUCAGUAAACAGACGCUUCGAAAAGUGACAAGUGGAAAUGUUAUCGACUUAAUUUCAACUGACGUUGAAAGAAUUGAAUUGGCACCCAGACGAAUAUUCAUGUCGACAUUCACAAUACUCGAAAUCGCAGCUGUGACUUCCUUAUUGUUUUAUCUCAUCAGUUGGGAAGCAAUAAUGGGAGUUUUCUACCUUGUGGCGGUGAUUCCAUUUGUCAUGAUUAUCUCAUCCCUGUGUGCCCAGCUGCUGCAGGAAACAGCCACCGUGUCCGAUCAUCGCAUAUCAAUGAUGAUUGAACUCAUAUCAGGCAUUCGCGCACUUAAGGCUAACGCCUUGGAGAACAUCCAUAAGGAUAGGAUUCAAGAAGUAAGAAGGAAGGAGAUCUGGAUCAUCCUAAAGAGGGGAGCUCUGUUAUCAAUUGUGGAAUCUCUGCCGUUUACUUUAGGGGCUGUAGCUACGUUUCUAUCUGUCUUAGCUCUCAGCCUCGAUGGCCAUCUAAUUUCACCUACCACGGCGUUUAUGCUUCUGGCUUUCAUUAACACACUUCGAAUUACCAUCACACGAUUCUUUUAUGCUAUUACCUCAGUGUUUGAGUUGUGGAUAUCUUUAAAAAGAAUCAGAAACUUUCUUUUGCUGAAAAAUAUAUCUUCAAUGGGCUUGGAAUCCACUGAGAAGCCUCCUGGCCACCAAGAUCGUGUUCAAGAACCUAAAAACAACUUCCCAGAGCUUUAUGUUCGAGGCCCCUUAAAAACAGAAGAUAAGAGUGAAGAAAUAAUAUCUGAAAAUCAAGACUUUGAUG
Pocillopora verrucosa is the source of this 1366-nucleotide messenger RNA. NCBI's taxonomy places the organism in Eukaryota, Metazoa, Cnidaria, Anthozoa, Scleractinia, Pocilloporidae. The record is from RefSeq and is a predicted model, not a curated record.